Messenger RNA from Tetranychus urticae (two-spotted spider mite), 867 nucleotides. RefSeq lists its product as uncharacterized. NCBI's taxonomy places the organism in Eukaryota, Metazoa, Arthropoda, Arachnida, Trombidiformes, Tetranychidae. The record is from RefSeq and is a predicted model, not a curated record.
AACCAUUAAUUAUUUCACUUAAUCAUCCAGUUUCUGAUCUCUUCACAGUCAAAAUCCAAAACUGUACAUCAAAUUAAAUUAAAAAUGGUUCGACAUCUUGUGCUUCUCUCUUGUCUCUUGUUGAUUCCAGCUGCUGUUGUCUUAGCAAAAAAUGGAGGUCUUAAUGAGCCAAUUCCUUUGAUACUUUGGGCUUCAUCCGAUCCAGCUGAAGACCAAGAAGCCGGCAGAAUAAAUCCAGUUAAAUUUUAUCAUUUUAUUGAAGAUAACCUAGAAGCAAUCAUGGAUUAUCACAAUCGAUCUGAUGCAGUUGGCAUAAGUCUUUACCUAGCCAAUCAUGGUGAAGAAUCUGGUACUGAAGGAACUCUUUGGGCUGCCGUUUUCGCCAAAAUUGCUUUCAAAAAGACCAUCGGUGAGACUGUAGAAAAGGAACAUGGUCUUCCUUCCCUGGUUGCCUGGGCCAUCACCAAUACUGGAACAGGAUCAAGCAAUCCUUCAAUUGACAGGUCAACUUUGGUUGAAUUCAUUUUAUACCAUAAAACUGCUAUUUUGAAACUCUUAUCUAAAGGUGACGUUGAUGGUCUGGUUGCUUAUCUUAAUGAAACCAAAUCAGAAUCUGGAACCAAAAAUCUUGACUGGAAAUCCGUUAUCGAAAACCUUAGAGACAAUCGUCAACUUUUCAAAUACUCAUGUGGGCUCUUCGGUCUCCAAUUGUGUGACAGAAUCAAAAAUUGAACCAGUUAUCCAUACAACGACAUUCAAAAACGGCGAAAUACCUCAAUUUUUUACUAAUUUAAAUGUAACUGUUCCAUCUUUCAGUUCUCGUCAAAGCUGCGUUAGUUUUAAUAACAAUCUUAUUUGCUGAUCUUA